Molecule: messenger RNA, 1380 nt
Organism: Vicia villosa (hairy vetch)
Lineage: Eukaryota; Viridiplantae; Streptophyta; Magnoliopsida; Fabales; Fabaceae
Product: glucan endo-1,3-beta-glucosidase 12-like
Exons: 1
Coding region: 192-1361 (389 amino acids)
Biological process (GO): carbohydrate metabolic process
Cellular component (GO): plasma membrane
Molecular function (GO): hydrolase activity, hydrolyzing O-glycosyl compounds
Source: RefSeq, a predicted model, not a curated record
AAAUUCACAAAUUAUCCAAACCAAUAUGCAAGCAAUUUAAAGAAAAAAGAAAGAAACAAAAACCGUUGUUACGUACCCGCCAAAUUCUAAAACUAAACUAACUAACAGAUUCACUACUAUCUUUCUCUCUCAUCGCCCUCCAUCUCUUACACUUUACAUUUCCACUCGAUAACAGAACCGCCAUAACCACCAUGUUUAACACCUUCAUCUCUCUCACUUUCUCUCUCUACAUUCUCCUCUCCCUCCUCCCAACAACCACCUUCUCCCUCCCUUCCAUCGGCGCCACCUACUCCACUUUCCCCACAAACCGUCAAGAACCACCACCACGACCACCUCCACCUCCCUCCUCACCACCGCCGCCAUCACAACCAGACCGCAUCUCCACCGCCAUGGAAAAACUCAAACUCGACUCCCUCCGACUCGAUGAGCCCGACCCUUCCAUCAUCCGAAGCCUCCUCUACACCAACGUCUCCCUCUUCCUCACCGUCCCAAACUACAUGGUUACACCAAUGGCGAACAACCGCUCCGUCGCACGUGCCUGGAUUUACACUCACGUGCUACCGUUCUACCCGCGCGCCAAAAUCACUACAAUCUCAGUAGGUAACGCUUUCAUCGACGUGUACCCGGAAGCCGCCAACAAUCUUCUCCCUGCAAUCUCCAACGUACACGUGUCACUCCGCGAUCUUGGAAUCCGUAAGAUCUCCGUUUCGACUUCGUUUUCUUUCGUAACCACCGUUACUUCUCCGUUUCCACCGUCUUCCGCAACUUUUCAAGAACCUACCGGCGUUAACCUAAUGGGACCGUUGCUUCAGUUCUUGAGCGACACGAAUUCUUCGUUCUUGAUUAAUCUCUACCCUUACAAUCUUUACCGGUUAAGAUCGGAGAUUCCUCUCGGAAUGGCGCUUUUUCAAGAUUAUCCGUUUAACUUCCGUGACGACUUCACAACCGGAGUUCGUUACCGGAAUCUCUUCGAUAUCAUGGUUGACGCUGUUGUCAGUGCAAUGGCGCUUGCAGGUUACGAAACUAUUCCGGUAAUUGUCACUGAGACGGGAUGGCCUAGCACCGGGAAUGAACUCGAUGCGAAUCCAGGAUAUGCUGAAGUUUAUCUGAGGGGAUUGGUGAAGCAUUUGAAGUCCGGUGCCGGAACACCGUUGCUGAGAGACGGAGUGCAAGGGGUUUAUAUUUACGAGCUUUUUGAUAAGGAAGGAGCGGGAAGAAACUGGGGGCUUUUGUACCCGAAUGGCACUACGAAGUAUGAUGUUGAUUUCUCUGAAGCUUCUUCGCAUUCGAGUUUGGUGAACUGGAUUAACGUCGCUUUUUGGUUGAUCGUCGUUGAGGUUUGCAUGGUUAUUGUUCAUUAGUGUUAAUUUUUCGUAUGAA